Gloeophyllum trabeum ATCC 11539 is the source of this 561-nucleotide messenger RNA. RefSeq lists its product as uncharacterized. The transcript has a single exon. Lineage: Eukaryota; Fungi; Basidiomycota; Agaricomycetes; Gloeophyllales; Gloeophyllaceae. The coding region runs from base 1 to 561 and encodes 186 amino acids. The record is from RefSeq and is a predicted model, not a curated record.
AUGUCGAAUACAUCUGGGGGUUACUCCAGGAAGGUGUGGCAGAAAGGGGUGCACAGAUCUGUGCACCCGUUCUGCCAUAACCUUCGAAAUUGUGUUUCCUCUGCCCUCACCCCCUACCCCUCCCUUCCCGCUUCCCCCGGCCGUUUGCCUACGGACAAGCGGCCAUUCCUGGCUGCUAUCAGUGCCAGGACGUCGGCGAGAGGCGAACGAAGUAAUUGUUCGCCCUUGUCGAUGUUCUAUUUCAUCUUUUGUCCCGUCCUCCCAACCUGCCCACUCCCGACCUCUCGCCGGCCCCGCACGACUCCACCACCCUCCCCAACUAACAUCCCCCGUCUCCUAUACCCUGUAGGCAGCGUGAGUGGCCGCCGUCCACUGCCUCGACCGCCGCCGCCGCCGUUAUCGCCGCCGUCGCCCUCCCCGACGGCGACCUUCGCGCCGACAUCCAAACUCAACGCGCCGCUUCAAAAGCGGGUGUUCCUGGGUCCCCUGGAUGGUAGGAACAUGACGCCGGAAGCGCUUUCAAACGCGCUUGCGUCGUUCCGUUGUUAUGAUUUGUUUUGA